This is a messenger RNA of Chlorella variabilis, 936 nucleotides long. RefSeq lists its product as hypothetical. The coding region runs from base 1 to 936 and encodes 311 amino acids. The transcript is spliced from 4 exons. Gene Ontology annotation, cellular component: mitochondrion. NCBI's taxonomy places the organism in Eukaryota, Viridiplantae, Chlorophyta, Trebouxiophyceae, Chlorellales, Chlorellaceae. Gene Ontology annotation, molecular function: holocytochrome-c synthase activity. The record is from RefSeq and is a predicted model, not a curated record.
AUGGCCAGCAGGGAGGCCAAUGCUGCGGCGGCGCCUGCUGCGGCGACAGCCAGCACCAGCGGCGGCGGCGGCGCGCCGCCAGCGGGCGUGUCGGCCGCGGCAGCGGCGGCCGCCGAGUGCCCCGUGCCCGCCGAGUUCCGGCAGCAGGUGUACCGCAACCCCGCGGUGUACAACGUGUACAACCAGCGCAUCAACGACCCGGCGGCGGCUGCAGGCGGCGGCAGCGGCCCGCUGGCUGGGCAGGACGUGCUGGACCCCAGCAACAUGAUGCCGCAGGAGCCCAACCAGCAGCCCUGCCCCGGCCAGCGCAAGCUGCUGUCCACCGACCGCAUGCAGUCCAACAUCCCCAAGGGAGGCACCGACAGCACCUGGGCCUACCCCUCGCCGCAGAUGUUUUUCAACGCCCUGAGGCGCAAGGGCAAGGGCGACGACGUGAGCGAGGACGACAUGGAGGCAGUGGUGUUCACGCACAACACCAUGAACGAACUGACGUGGCAGCAGGUGGCGCGCUGGGAGUCCCUGCACUACAGCGAGUGCGGCAUGCCCACCCUGCUGCGCUUCCGCGGCCGCCCCGACGAGCUGUCGCCGCUGGCGCGGCUCAGCUCCUGGCUGGGCGGGCCGCUGCCCUUUGACCGCCACGACUGGUACGUGGACCGGUGCGGGCGGGAGGUGCGCUACGUCAUCGACUUUUACUUUGACGACGACAAGGCGGGCUCCCCCGAGGCCUUUGACAUCCGCGUGCGGCCAGCGCUGGACUCGCCCGGCGCGGCGCUGGACCGAGCCAAGAUGUGGAUCUACCAGCACUUUGCGGAGUAUGGGCUGCCCUGCCCGGUGACGGGCCACCCCAGCACCAUGGGCGGCGCCGCCCAGCAGGCCGCCGCCCAGCAGCAGGCGCAGGCGCAGCAGCAGCAACAGCAGCAGCCCAGCGCCAGCUGA